Messenger RNA from Belonocnema kinseyi, 544 nucleotides. It is a transcript of the gene Ndufb2, whose product is annotated as NADH dehydrogenase [ubiquinone] 1 beta subcomplex subunit 2, mitochondrial-like. The record is from RefSeq and is a predicted model, not a curated record. The coding region runs from base 72 to 374 and encodes 100 amino acids. Lineage: Eukaryota; Metazoa; Arthropoda; Insecta; Hymenoptera; Cynipidae. Gene Ontology annotation, cellular component: mitochondrial inner membrane. The transcript has 3 exons.
GGGGCGCUGCUAAAUUAUCGGCUGCUAGUUUUCAGGCUGAUUUGUGCCAAUUGGCAACAAAUUUUUUAAUAAUGUUGUUGUCUCGGGGCUCGAAAUUACUUCAAAAUGCAGUACAAUCUACCUUGAAAAGAAACACAGUUGUCCAUAAGCAACAAGUGAGAAAUUUUUGGCACGGAACGUGGAAUUACCGGGAACCCGGCAAGCCUAUUAGACAGGCUUACAUCGCAGCCGAAGUUUUGGGCGGAUUUGCCUGGUGGUGGAUUCUCUGGCACUGUUGGCAUGAUUGGCACCAUAUAGUGGGUUUUCAACUUCCUGAACCGGAAAAUUGGACCGAUGCCGAACUAGGAAUUCCCCCGGACGAUGUUGAUUGUUGAUCGUCUUUUCAAAAUGUGUAGAUACUUCAAGAACACUUACAAAACAAAACUAGAACAUUAUCACUGAUAACCAAUCAGUGCAUUACAAUCUGUUACAUUUUGGUGCAAUAACGCAGAAUAUGUUGUUGCUCUUUAAUAAAUACGGACUCAAUAAAUUAACAGGUAUCGUA